Molecule: messenger RNA, 643 nt
Organism: Hylaeus anthracinus
Lineage: Eukaryota; Metazoa; Arthropoda; Insecta; Hymenoptera; Colletidae
Product: forkhead box protein O-like
Exons: 2
Coding region: 90-494 (134 amino acids)
Source: RefSeq, a predicted model, not a curated record
GUAAGAGAGUGUAGGUGUUCCUCGAGAGAAGUGCGUGCGCUCGGGGACGACGUGCAGGAGGAGGGACCCCCGUCUGUCUGUCUGCUGGAAUGCACGAGGGCCGAAUGGCUACGGGGACAGGGGAAGGUGGGGGCCACACGGCCCUCGAGAACACCACCACGACGGCCCUUACGGAAUCAUCGUCUUCCUCCUCCUCGUUACCGACCAUCCUGACCGAAAACACCACGGCUAAUCUGCCUCUGACGGGACCUCAACAGCAGAACCUUCAUCAGGUACAACAGCAACAGGCACAGCAACAGCAGCAGCAGCAGCAGCAGCAGCAGCAGCAGCACUCACAACCACGGGUUAGCUUGAUCACUGAUCUGCCAGUAAACGAUGCCUCAGGUCCCAAAACGCCAAAAUGCGGCGUAGAACAGCCAUAUCCACGGGUGGAGCCCAUCGCGCGGCUCCUUCCCCUUCCACGCAGCCCCCUCUUUUCCCUUUACGCGGCGUAGUCGAGAGAGAAAGACGUCAGUGUAGUGGAGAGCGUAGAGGAGAGCAGAUCGGGGCAUGUGCGUCGUCGUUGAACGCGCAGCCUAGUGGCAGCAGAGUGGGGGAAGCUCUUCGGGCGCCUCUGCUGGCUCGUGGACAGGCCCGUUAUACC